AUGGUGAGAACUCCUUUUACUGAUAAAAAUGGAAUAAAAAGAGGUGCAUGGAGUGAAGAUGAAGACAAUAAAUUAAGAGCUUUUGUUGAAAGAUUUGGUCAUCCCAAUUGGAGACAAUUGCCUAAAUAUGCUGGUCUAAUGAGAUGUGGAAAGAGUUGUAGAUUGAGAUGGAUGAAUUACUUAAGGCCUGGUUUGAAGAAAGGAAAUUAUAGUCAUGAAGAAGAGCAACUCAUUAUUAAAUUACACAACGAACUCGGAAACAGAUGGUCAGCGAUAGCUGCAAAAUUACCAGGAAGAUCAGACAACGAUGUAAAAAAUCAUUGGCAUGCUCAUCUUAAGAAACGUCUGAGAUUAACAAAUACCUAUUCAUCAACAUCAGAGCAAUUUACUCAUGAAUCUUCGCAGUUUGAUUCUCAAUCUUGUGAACAUGAUGAAGAUGGCUAUAAUUUAUCGAAUACGAUAAAUGGAAUGGACUGGAUCGAAGAAAAUAAUAAUCACAUUAAGACAAUGGAACAACUUUCAAGUAUCAAUACAGUGGAACAAUCACUUCCAAACAAUCCUCAGACAGAAACCUUUGAUUUUAAUUUUUGGUCCGAACCAUUAUUCGACGAUUUUUGGACACAAUCUCUCUUUCUUCAAUAA
This is a messenger RNA of Solanum tuberosum (potato), 642 nucleotides long. Its product is annotated as myb-related protein Myb4-like. NCBI's taxonomy places the organism in Eukaryota, Viridiplantae, Streptophyta, Magnoliopsida, Solanales, Solanaceae. The record is from RefSeq and is a predicted model, not a curated record. The coding region runs from base 1 to 642 and encodes 213 amino acids. The transcript is spliced from 3 exons.